Manis pentadactyla (Chinese pangolin) is the source of this 1147-nucleotide messenger RNA. Its product is annotated as WAS/WASL-interacting protein family member 3-like. Bases 1 to 777 code for a protein of 258 amino acids. The transcript is spliced from 2 exons. Lineage: Eukaryota; Metazoa; Chordata; Mammalia; Pholidota; Manidae. The record is from RefSeq and is a predicted model, not a curated record.
AUGAAGAUUGUUAAAUUCCAGUCCAUUCUUUCAGGAUUACAGAGAAAAUGGAUUGUUCAGCCUGUGCCGGGAACAGCAAAAAGAUUUCCCAGGAAGAGGGCACCAUCUUGUGGUCAGUGGGAUGAGCUGGCAGGGGGAAGAAAGUCGGAGAAUCCUAGUGUCGGAGGACCGUGGUUCUCAGCGCUGCGGUUCCCAGGUCAGGCCCCAGCCCUGGAGACGCAAGGAUCACUGGUGAGCUGGGGCGGCCCCAGGGUCGGUACCUGCCAGGGCUCCCGUGGAUGCUGCUGCGCAGCCAGGGUGGAGAACCGCCUGUCAGAAACCCGGCCACCGGCACCUCCGGCCUCCCUGCUGCCCCCGGGCCUGCUGCGCCCCUCCGUCCGCUUCUCCUUCCGCCUCUCCCCUCCACCCCGACCGACAGGGCCCGGAGGCCCCACGGUCGGCGCCUCCUCCUUCACGGAGCCCUUCCCCUCCCCCGCCCUCUCGCCGCGGCAGCUCGGAGGGACGCGUGGUGCCCCUGCCCCCCUGCGGAAGCGGAGGCCCUGGGCCACGCGCCGAGAGACACGCUCCCGCCCCGGGCCCUGCCUGCGUGGCCUCCCCUGCCCGCCGCCGCGGUCGUGGCCACACAAAUCAAAUUUAUCUGUGGGGGACAGACCGGAGGGAACAGCAUACACGAGGGCGGCUGCUCGGGGGAGGAAGCGCGAGACGAGGACGGAGCUGAAGGGCGAGACGAAAGGCGGCCUGGCGCCGACAGAUGACGUCAGGCGCCACGCAGCAUAAAGGAGCGGCCCUGCGCGGACACAUGGCGUCAGGCUCCCUACCUGAGGACAGCCCCCCGGGCUCCCCGAGGAGAAGGACUCCCCGGCUGCCGGAGGGCCCGCCGGCAGCUUCCCGGGCUUGUUCCAGCGCGCUGGGGCCCCAGGCGCGUCACAGCCAUUUUCGGGAUGGGCAGGGACGGUUUUUGGAAGCCGGGGGGCCGGGGCGGGGAGCGCAGCGGCGGGACGGAGAGAAGCCAGCGGCCCCACCUCUCCCGUGAUCAGGAACCACCGCCGGCUGCAAACCGCUCGUGUUUGUGGGUGGGGUGUAUGUAUUUAAGCUAUCAGAAAUUACAGUUGAGAAGUUGUGAAAUAUUUAAUUCAUUUAAAAGUAA